Aphanomyces astaci is the source of this 924-nucleotide messenger RNA. RefSeq lists its product as hypothetical. Gene Ontology annotation, biological process: vesicle-mediated transport. NCBI's taxonomy places the organism in Eukaryota, Oomycota, Saprolegniomycetes, Saprolegniales, Verrucalvaceae. The record is from RefSeq and is a predicted model, not a curated record. The coding region runs from base 35 to 841 and encodes 268 amino acids. Gene Ontology annotation, cellular component: membrane. The transcript is spliced from 2 exons.
AUUUUAACCAAUCCAAUCGAGGAAACCUGGUUCCAUGAUAUUUCCCGUUUUAGCAUCGAUCGUACCGAUGGACAUUUCUGCCGCGAAUGUCCGCGCUCAAUGGGGUGGGGGUGGCAGUGGUAGCUCGCUGCAGGGAAGCAACUUAACAAAAUCACUCUCAGAUGCAACGUCCUCGUUCUCGUCAUGGGGACACUCCUUGAUGAAGAACAUCCCAACGGCGUUGACGCCAUCGUCCUCCGAUGCUGAAACCGCCUCGCUGACAGCUGAUGACGACACGGAUUUGGAACAUGGCGCGUCGCCGUCCGCCUCGUCGGUAGGAAUGCUUUCCUUAUGGAGCAAUAUCAAGAGCAAGAGCCAGACGGCCUUGUCUCCCGCCCAACUCGACAACGUCAAGUCGUAUCCCCAACGCUUCCGGUCGUUUGUGCUGCUUCUGCUCCUCGCCGGACUCUUCUUCGGCAUGGCGUCGCUGUUUCUGCCGCUCCUGCUGCUUCGACCGUCCAAAUUCGCCCUCAGUUUUUCCUUUGGCAGCAUCUCAUGCUUGUCAGCGGUCGCGGCUUUGCGUGGAUGGAAGUCCUACUGCACAUCGCUGCUGCAAGCCGAGCACAUCCUGCUCACGACGCUGUAUCUCAUCUCCCUUGGCGCCACGCUAUACUCGUGUCUGGUCAUGGGGAGCUACCUGUACGUGCUUGUCAGCGCGGGGGUGCAGUUGGUGACGUUGGGAUACUUCCUCGUGUCGGCGUUUCCUGGCGGGGUUGCCGCGUUCAACACGCUUGGAAAGGUCCUCAUGAAGACAGCAAAGGGCAUCUCGAAAGCAUGUGCCAAGUUGAUGCAAUCGACGUGAAAUUUAAGAUGAUUAAUAAUGCAGUAGUUAACGUUACUUUAGAUUUAAAGCAACGUUACUUUAGAUUUGCAAUAAGAAUUUUU